AUGAACACGGCAUAUCCGAGUGCACCCAGCGUCCUGGAGUCACAGCUGACGCAUCACCUGCUACCACCUCAGCAGCGAGAGGGCGACGACCAGAGUGUUGCGGCGCUUCAGGAGCAGUAUUUGAGGCACCUCACGCAGGACCGUCUCGUGCAAGGGGGCUAUAUCCCGAAUCUCGUGCCGAUCCUACUGUGGAAUCGGCCCUCUUCAGGCUCACGACAAGCGUCGCCAGCAGGACCAGGAGCCAUCUGCCCAUCCUCGGACCCCGGCUCCCCCUCUUCGCGGCUUCGUCGGCCGGCCGAGGAGGUCCUCACACCGGCCGUUGCGAAGACCAAGUCCAUGCCGGCCAGUCGCGGCUUCUUUCGCCGCGGCUCUCUGCGAAGCAGCGUCGUGAACAUCGCCGCAGCGGCCUUGGGAGCCGGAGCCCUGUCGCUGCCCAGGGCCAUGUAUUAUUCGGGCAUCUUGUGGGGGCCAUUGCUAAUGAUCGUCUUAGCUGCUCUGUCCAUCCUGAGCAUCCGCGUCAUCGUGCAACUUGUGGAGCUGUCAGGCAAAGACUCCUAUGAGGAGAUCGCCAAAGAAGCGAUUGGCCCAUGGUUUGCUUUGCUGGUCGAGGUGAAUAUCGUGUUGUUUUGCUUCGGCACUGCCGUCGCCUACAUGAUCACCGUUGGCCAGGUACUCGAUGCAACCUUCGGCGACGCCGAGCCAGGGUCAUGGCUCAGUUCCUUGACGCAGUCGAAUACCGUGCUGCUUUGGACCACUGCGUUCGUGCUCCUGCCGCUGUCACUUCUUGACAGCAUCAACGACCUACGCUUUGCCUCGCUUGCUGGCGUCUCUUGCAUCCUGUACCUCAUCUUGGUCGUGCUCUACGUAUUCGCGAAGCAGAGCGUGAGUCCCACGUCACCUCAUUGCACUCAGGAUUUCGGCAUGCGAGCGGCGCGCCAGUGCGCGAUAGUUUCUGCGAGAGAGCUCUGGCUGGGUGACGUGGACAGCUUCACCGCCUUGCAGCCAAAGGGAGGCAUCACCGGCUUCAUACAAAGCACCUCGGAGGGCAUUCCGGGUAGAGGAGUCGUGGCUCGGACCGAGGUAAAAGAGCCAAAUGUUCCAUCCAUUUACACCGAGCAGCGGGCUCGGCAGUGCAUCUUCUUCAACUACAAGUCGACCAAGGGCAGAGACUUCGGUCUCUCCCUGGCGACAGAGCUAUUUUGUGUGGCAUUCUUUCAGCUCGCUAUGCAUUGUGGCUCGCACGAGUUCGCGCCAAUUCUGCAAGGAUUUGCUCUUGCGGUGCUGAUCUUCAUCGCUGGGCAUGUGUCAGGUCUUGCUGCAGGGACUCUCUUGCCAGACGGUGAGAAGUACUUGCUUGCCGGCAAUGGUGGGCCGGGAUGCCUGGAUCGGUCGACCAUUCCAUCCGAUGUGACAGGCACCAUGAUCAUCCAGUGGGAGUUUGUGAUGACCUGCAUGCUGGUGUACAGCUCGCUUAUGUGCGGCCUGGACACGCCGGCAUCGUGUGGAAGCUUCACCCCAGUGGUGGCGGGCUUGGCCAUGGUCGCCUGCUCCGGCUCAGGCGGGCAGUACACAGGUGCCUCACUCAAUCCUGCCCGAGUCGUGGGGCCACUGGUGGUGUUGGGAUGCGGAGCACAAACGGUACCCCUCUACCUGCUUGGACAGUUUGCGGGUGCGAUCCUUGCAGUGGCCCUCGUGGCGGCCACUGCGCGCACGGGACCCCUGAAUCCUCAGGUGUCGAAGCCUGCGCUUGGGUUGAGCGACAGGGAAGCUUGGAGGCUUUGGCUCACAGGAUCUCCCCCGAGCCGCCUGAGGGGGAUGAACACAGAGACGGUUGAGACCAUUCAUGACUACCACCUGCAACUGCUACACUUCCAUGAGGGCAAGCCGACGGAGGCGUUCCAGCGCAGCUCAACUUCGGACCUGCAGCGGCUCUUUGGGGUGAAUGCCCAUGCGUGCCAGCGAACAUCUGCUUCCGCUUCGCAGAUAGCCGAGCCAGGAUCCCUUACGGAGGCUUCUCGGGAGGUGGCGCUGAUGCUGCAGCACCCGGAGAUAACGCUCAGAGAGACGAUGCCGGACACUUCGCCCAUGGACAUCUUCAGGUCCUGCACAGACGAAGAAGUGGUGUAA
Molecule: messenger RNA, 2127 nt
Organism: Symbiodinium natans
Lineage: Eukaryota; Dinophyceae; Suessiales; Symbiodiniaceae
Source: the annotation of a GenBank genome assembly